AUGCAAACUCCGAAGUGUUUGUUCUCUUUUCAGUUGUUCAUAAAUUAUAAGCUGAAGUCAGUCGCCCAUCUUCCGUGGAGAAUGCUUACUUACAAGUUUAUCAAUACCUUCAUUGACGAUCUGUUUGCUUUCGUCAUACGGAUGCCAUUGAUGUAUCGCAUAGGAUGCUUCAGGGAUGACAUUAUCUUUCUUAUCUACUUAUACCAAAGAUGGAUAUACCGCGUUGAUCCCAACCGCAUGAACGAAUUUGGCACAUCGCUUGCUACUUCCACCGAAGCUAAUGGUCAAAUAGACAUAGCAUCAGACGCUGAUGCUAAUGGCGAGAUCCAAGAACAGGAAACGAAGAAGGAUAAAUAG
Messenger RNA from Cylicostephanus goldi, 357 nucleotides. NCBI's taxonomy places the organism in Eukaryota, Metazoa, Nematoda, Chromadorea, Rhabditida, Strongylidae. The record is from the annotation of a GenBank genome assembly.